UGCACUGACAACAAACAAAAGAUCUAGCUAGCUAGCUAGCUGUCUGUCCAUGUCUUGUUUUAAUCGUAGCUAUCUUUAUCUUUAUUUGCUUUUUUAAAAAGACCUUCUUCUUACAGCGUUCACUGAAGUGCUAGCUAACCGUUGGUCUGUUUGUUACAUAGCUUGCCGUUAUCGUAACGUUGUUAUUUCAGUGUGUAUUUUAAUAGAUAAAAACAGUGCGAUCGCCAUGUCCGGGCAAUCCUCGGGCUGUGGGUUUCUGAUGUCGGUUGUGGUUCAUGGGGACUCGGCUCUCAACGAGCAGGAAAAAGAGCUCAACCAGCGACUCAGACAGCUUUAUCCAGCAGUAAACGAACAAGAAACCCCGCUUCCCCGAUCUUGGAGCCCCAAGGACAAGUUCAGUUACAUCGGUCUUUCUCAGAACAAUCUUCGAGUUCAUUAUAAAGGUCACGGGAAGACCCCGAAAGAUGCAGCUUCGGUACGCGCGACACACCCCAUCCCGGCGGCCUGCGGGGUCUACUACUUCGAAGUCAAGAUCGUCAGCAAAGGACGGGAUGGUUAUAUGGGAAUAGGUCUCUCCGCCCAAGGUGUCAACAUGAACCGGCUCCCAGGUUGGGACAAACAUUCAUACGGAUACCAUGGCGACGACGGCCACUCCUUCUGCUCGUCAGGCACCGGGCAGCCCUACGGCCCGACGUUUACCACAGGCGACGUGAUUGGCUGCUGCGUCAACCUAAUCAACAACACCUGCUUCUAUACAAAGAACGGCCAUAGUCUAGGUAUCGCUUUUACAGAUUUACCGCCCAACCUCUACCCAACGGUGGGGCUGCAGACACCCGGAGAGGUGGUGGACGCAAAUUUCGGCCAGCACCCGUUCGUCUUUGACAUCGAGGACUACAUGCGGGAGUGGCGGACCAAAAUCCAGGCCCAGAUCGACAGGUUCCCCAUCGGAGAGCGCGAGGGCGAGUGGCAGUCCAUGAUCCAGAGAAUGGUGGCGUCGUACCUGGUGCACCACGGCUACUGCGCCACGGCCGAGGCCUUCGCCAAAUCAACAGACCAGGCCGUGCACGAGGAGCUCGCUUCCAUCAAGAACAGACAAAAAAUUCAGAAGCUGGUGCUGGCGGGCAGAAUGGGGGAAGCCAUUGAAACGACACAGCAGCUGUACCCCACUUUACUAGAAAGAAACCCUGACCUGUUAUUCAUGCUAAAGGUGCGGCAGUUUAUCGAGAUGGUCAACGGCACUGACAGUGAGGUGAGGUGCCUGGGUGGGCGGAGCCCCAAGUCCCAGGACAGCUACCCCGGCAGCCCCCGCCUCUUCGGCAGCCCCACCCUAAGCCCCAGCCACAGCGCCAGCAUACACAGCCUGGCCUCCCCAGCCAAGCCCGGCAGCUCCCACUCCUACAUCCCGGGUUUCGACAGCAGCUGCAGUAACGGCGUGGCGUCCGGCAAGCCCCACCCCCCGACCCACUGUCACAAGCCGUCUCCCCCCGCCCUCUCCAACUCCGAGCUCAACACCAUCAACAGCGCCAGGAGUCAGCAGGUCAACAGCUGCACCAGCAAUGAAAUGGACAUGGAGGUAGACCACUAUAGCAAUGGGGUUUCAGAGUCCUCGUCCAACGGCUUUCUGAACGGGAGCUCCAAGCAUGACAUGGAGCUCGAGGAGUGUGAUGCUGACAUGGAGGUGGACUCCAGCCAGCCGAGACGGCAGCUGUGCGGGGGCAGCCAGGCCGCCAUCGAGCGCAUGAUCCAGUUCGGCCGCGAGCUGCAGAGCAUGAGCGAGCACCUGCGCCGCGAGUGCGGCAAGAACUCCACCAACAAGAAGAUGCUGAAGGAUGCAUUUAGUUUACUAGCCUACUCGGACCCCUGGAACAGCCCGGUGGGCUACCAGUUGGACGCCAUACAGAGAGAGCCUGUCUGCUCCACCCUCAACAGUGCAAUAUUAGAGACUCACAACCUGCCCAAGCAGCCCCCCCUGGCCCAGGCAGUUGGUCAGGCCUCCCAGUGCCUGUCAAUCAUGGCUCGCUCAGGCAGUGGCUCCUGUGCCUUUGCCGCUGUGGAGGACUACCUGCACUAGCUAUGCAAGCCGGCCCGCAUCACGCCCGCGUCACAAAACCCCCCCACCCCACCCCC
Molecule: messenger RNA, 2127 nt
Organism: Megalops cyprinoides (Indo-Pacific tarpon)
Lineage: Eukaryota; Metazoa; Chordata; Actinopteri; Elopiformes; Megalopidae
Gene: ranbp9
Product: RAN binding protein 9
Exons: 14
Coding region: 227-2071 (614 amino acids)
Biological process (GO): cell surface receptor signaling pathway; cytoskeleton organization
Cellular component (GO): cytoplasm
Molecular function (GO): protein binding
Source: RefSeq, a predicted model, not a curated record